This is a messenger RNA of Tachyglossus aculeatus (Australian echidna), 1527 nucleotides long. It is a transcript of the gene JRK, whose product is annotated as Jrk helix-turn-helix protein. Bases 1 to 1527 code for a protein of 508 amino acids. Gene Ontology annotation, cellular component: nucleus. The transcript is spliced from 3 exons. The record is from RefSeq and is a predicted model, not a curated record. Gene Ontology annotation, molecular function: DNA binding. Lineage: Eukaryota; Metazoa; Chordata; Mammalia; Monotremata; Tachyglossidae.
AUGGAGCCCAAGGGGUCGGCGAGACGCAAAGGGGAAAAGCGAAAGGGAGUCGUGUUGACGUUAAAGCAGAAAAUAGAUAUCUGUACCCGUCUCGAAAAGGGCGAGAACAGGAGCGUUCUGAUGCGCGAGUACAGCGUCGGUUCUUCCACGAUAUACGACAUCAAGGCUCGGAGAGGACGGCUGCUCAGAUUCUUCGCCAGCUCCGAGUCGGCCAGAGCCGUCGAGCAUCGCCGGACCCUGCAUACGCCCAAAUUAGAGCAGCUGGACAGUGUUUUAUACGAGUGGUUUUCGUCGAAACGGGCGGAAGGCGCGCCGAUGAUGCUCAUCGAGAAGGCGAAGGAUUUUUACAGGCAGAUGCAGUUGACCGAGCCGUGCGCGUUUUCUGAUGGAUGGCUUUCCUGCUUCAAGCUCCGGCAUGGCAUUAAAAGGGUCGAGGUCCCCCACGGGCGGAAUUCGGCCGACCGCGAGGCCGCGGAGAAGUACCGUGGGUUUUUUAGGACUCUGAUCACCGAGCACGAUCUUUCCCCCGAACAGAUUUACGAUGCCGACGAGGCGGGCCUCCUCUGGCGCCGUCUGCCCGGUUCCACCCUCGCGGGGACCGGCGACCUGAGGCCGAAUAAAGACCGGAUGACGGUUCUGAUCUGCGCUAACGCCGCGGGCUCCCAUAAAAUCAAACCUCUGGUGGUCGGAAAAUGCAGUCGUUCCAGAGCCCUCAGAGGCAUCCCCCACUUGCCCGUGGUGUACAGAGCCCAAGGAAACGCUCGGCUGGACGGAGAAAUCCUUUACGACUGGUUUCAUCACGUUUUCGUCGCCGCGGUGAGAGAACGCUUUAGAAGGGUAGGCUUGCCCCAAGAGAGCAAAGCUAUCCUGUUGCUGGGGAGUGGCAGAGCUCUCCCUCGGGAAACGGAGUUAGCAUCCGGGAAUAUAUUCACCAUCUUCCUGCCCGGGAAUGUCACCCCUGUGAAGCAGGGCGUGGUACGAAACGUGAGGUGUUCUUACAAAAGGGACCUCCUGAGGAAAGCGAUCAACCACGAGGGUCCGCCCCGGGACUUUGAGGCUCGUUAUAACGUAAAGGAUGCCGUUUUUAACGCGUGGCAUUCGGUUAAAAGCGGAACGCUGAGGAGAGCCUGGACGCGACUGUGGCCCGACGCUACGACGGCGGACGGCUCCUCCGACGAGGACGGGUCCGAAGGGCGGAGGAGGGGUGGCGGGAAAGACGCUCUAGCGGAAAUCCUCGAAACGGUGAAAGACACCCCUGCGUCCCAUCCGAUCGGCGUCCUCCGCGAGAGCGAGAUCAGAGAGUGGGUGGAGGCGGAUGGAGAGGACGAGGUCACUCGGAGCGAGGCCGCCUCGGCCUUCGGUACGCUCGUCAAGUUCGCUGAGAGGCAGCCGUGCUACUCGGCCCAAGAGGUCCUGCAGUUGCACGUCCUGCACUCCGCUUUCAUGCAGAAGAGGCAGAAGACGAGGAAGCAAGCCGACAUCAGGAAGCCGUUCACCAGAGCUUCCAGGGCUUUGGUGGAGCGAUAA